Molecule: messenger RNA, 678 nt
Organism: Lodderomyces jiufengensis
Lineage: Eukaryota; Fungi; Ascomycota; Pichiomycetes; Serinales; Debaryomycetaceae
Gene: YPT53
Product: Rab family GTPase
Exons: 1
Coding region: 1-678 (225 amino acids)
Biological process (GO): intracellular protein transport
Cellular component (GO): endomembrane system
Molecular function (GO): GTP binding; GTPase activity
Source: RefSeq, a predicted model, not a curated record
AUGUUGAAUAGUUCACAACCAUUACCCUCUUAUAAAGUAGUAGUACUAGGAGAAUCAUCAGUAGGUAAAACUUCAUUAGUUCAUAGAUUUACAUCAAAUAAAUUUAAUAAUCAUACAUCAAACACAAUUGGAGCGGCAUUUAUAACAAAAGAAUUUUCAUCAACUAAAGAACCUGAACGGAAAAUAAACUUAGAAAUAUGGGAUACUGCGGGACAAGAAAGAUAUAGAUCAUUAACUCCAAUGUAUUAUAGAAAUGCAAAAGUUGCAUUAGUUUGUUUUGAUUUAAGUAAUUUUGAAAAUACUUUUAUAACUGCAAAAUAUUGGAUUGAGCAAUUAAAUUUGAAUAAUAGUUCUACAAUAAAUAAUGAUGAUGGUAUUGAAAUACGGCUAGUUGGUACAAAAUCGGAUUUGAUAAGCAGCUCAGAAGAUGAAGGAAACAAAAGUUUAAUUAAUAAUGAAAUUGACAGUUUUUUACAUAAUCAGAAAGAGACUAUAAAAGCUUAUAAUGAAACUAGCUCGAAGAAUGGUACCGGAAUAGUAGAGUUAUUUGAAAACAUCAUAGAAAAUAUAAGUGAAGAGUAUAUCAAAAAUCAUUAUGAAAUGUUGAAAAAACCAAAAGAUAAUAAUAUUGGUAGUAUGCUACAGUCUAGACUGAACUUCUCAUCAAGUUGUUGUUGA